Podarcis lilfordi (Lilford's wall lizard) is the source of this 15552-nucleotide messenger RNA. NCBI's taxonomy places the organism in Eukaryota, Metazoa, Chordata, Lepidosauria, Squamata, Lacertidae. The record is from the annotation of a GenBank genome assembly.
GUGAUGGGGUUGCACAGCUCCCUCUGCUCCCUUGGGGAUGGUCCAGGCACCCCAACUGGCCAGAGCCAAUGUUUUUCUCUCAGCCUCCAGAGACAGACGCCCACGGCCACCACAGCUGCGCCAGAGCUGACAGGCCCCUCCAGAUCAGGACGUGGUGAAGGCAAUCCCCUUGGCCCCGCCAAGCCCCCAGAGCUGUGGGGGGCAGAAGCAGGGCCCCUAGGCAGAGCCCUCCCUGUUUCUAUACUGCUCUUAAAGGUACAGUAUCCCCCACAGGGGUUUCAACCUGACAUCUUUCCACCUUUCACCUUUGCUCCCCCUGCCCCUGCACAAGCCCACAGUAAUCUCCUUCCCUACCAUAAUAUGUAUGAAUUGCUCGUCCGCAGAAAACCGUGUUCUACAUCCUGUGUUGCAGGGGUUGGGCUAAAUAAUACUAACAAUAAUAAUAACAACAAUAAUAAUAAUUUAUUUAAACCCCAUCCAUCUGGCUGGGUUUCCCCAUUCACUCUGGGAGGCUCCCAACAGAACAUUAGUAAAAAGUAAAGGGACCCCUGACCAUUAGGUCCAGUCGUGGCCGACUCUGGGGUUGCUGCGCUCAUCUCGCUUUAUUGGCCGAGGGAGCAGGCGUACAGCUUCCGGGUCAUGUGGCCAGCAUGACUAAGCCGCUUCUGGCAAACCAGAGCAGCGCACGGAAAUGCCAUUUACCUUCCCGCCAGAGUGGUACCUAUUUAUCUACUUGCACUUGACGUGCUUUCGAACUGCUAGGUUGGCAGGAGCAGGGACUGAGCCACAGGAGCUCACCCCGUCGCGGGGAUUUGAACCGCCAACCUUCUGAUCGGCAACUCCUAGGCUCUGUGGUUUAACCCACAAAGCAUCAAACGUUAAAAACUUCCCUAAAUGUCCCUAGAUGACCCUUGGGGUCCCUUCUGAUUCUACAAUUCUAUGGUUCCAUUGUGGUGGUGAUGAGGAGGAGGAGAAGGAGGAUGCCCUUCGUGAGAAUGGUACUUUCCAGUGCAGCACUGGACAGGUCCUCUGCCUGCAAGGAGCUUACAAUCUAAAACUUCAAAUUUUGUGGCACAAUGGAGCCUGAUGGCUUGGCAGGCAGAAACCCCCUGGCUGAAUUCCCAAUGGCAUCUCUAGUUAAAAGCAGCUCAGGUAGCAGGUAUGGGGUGUGGGGAAGCUCCCUUCUUCGAAAACCUGCAGUCCCAGACCAGGUGCUUCUCAGCGGCUCUGAGUGUGAGCCUGAGACCCUCACCCCACGGACAGGUUUUCAUGGACCAUGAUGAGUUAGGCAAAAGGAGCUAUGGGAAGGGUCAUAGCUCAGUGGCAGAAUAGCCGCUUUGCAUGCAGAAGGUCCCAGGUUCAAUCCCUUCCAGCGGCACCUGCAGGUAGAGCUGGGAGAGAACCGUGGCUGUAACCUUGGAGAGCCGCUGCCGGUCAGUGUAGGCAAUACCGACGUAGAUUGACCCACUGGUCUCACGCUGUAUAGGGUAGCAAGCUUCAUGUGCUCUUCUGCUGCCCUCUUGUGGCCGCCUCGGGUACACCGGUCCGGCCUCUCCUGAAUCGCGCCCUGCUCCGAGAAGCGCCGUCGGGGCUCCGCUCUCGGCGAAAAGGGGGAGCCCUGCCGGCGCGGGGCAGGAGAGAUGGAUGCCCUAAGGAGCACCACCCAGGGGUGCUGCUGCUGGCUGGUCAGCUGGCUGGCCGGUCGGCUUUCUCUAUGGCCCGGCUGUUGACGUUGCACGCAGCGACUAACUUUCGUUUCCACCCAGGACAGAUUUUGCAGAAAUGAAAGUGAAAGAGGGCGCUGGGCAGAGACGGGAGAUGGAGGUGGAGACACGCGUCUGCGAGAACUGGUAGGGGAUGCAGCCCUGUCUAUCAUUCAAUAUCUGUCUGUCUGUCGAAUCUCCCUCUCUGCAAACAGGCUGGCUGGGCUACAGUGGCAACCCCCCCUCUCCAUAAAUGGGACUGGGGCGCAAUCCAGUAGGGUCUCCGCCCCGCGUUAAGAAACGUAGAGGGCCCGGUUGUUUUGCAUGAAGGGGGCCUCUCGGAUUUUGUGGCUCAUGGAGAAAAUAAUAUCUGUCGUUUAACAUAAAAGGAAUUGGAUCAAUAUAAUUGUUGGGUGAACUCCAGUUGUGUUGCUUGGAACCUUCCAAUAUUAAUUCAUGACGUUUGGUUUUGGUACGGAAACUUGUUCUCGUCUGUUUUCUUCUACCGUAGGUAUCCCUUUCUGCUUGUUUUGUUUGGCAUUUGUUACUAUCCUUCGUUCUGCUACAAAUAUAUGGAAAUUAAUUUGUAUAGAAUUACAGCAACAGCCAGAUACAACGCUUAGAGUUCCCUUCCCUUCUCGGUUUGGGGUCAGUCCCUGCCGUGGGCAGUGACCCUCUUGGGGAAGUCCCAGCCUCUCACAGUUCUGUUGAGGACUUCCCAGGCAGAACUGAGUCCUUUGCCUUGACAAAAGGACCAAGCUUAUUUAUUUGCUUAGAGCUAUUAAGGAAAAAUCACACACACACACACGUUCCUGGUUUUAACAGAGCAUUUGCAGCAGAGUGGCUUACAUACAAAACAGUCCCUGCCCCUGUAGGCUUGCAGUCUAAGAAGACAUAGUACACAAGGAAAAAGGGACAAGGAGGGAGGAGGAAAAACAAAACCCAACUCAGGCACCAAUUCUUAUAUGGUUGUUCUUAUGAAGACCAGGUGGCACAGUUCAAGGGUGGUGGGAGCUGGGCUUCCAGCAGUGCUGACUUGCCCCUUGUGGCCCGUGGGCUCCUCUUCUCUCGCCCAGCAAGCGGGACGUGGUGGCUGCCAACUUCUCCCUCCAUGAGGCCCACUGCUUGCGCUUCCUGACCAUCUGCCCCAAGUGUGAGGAGCCGGUGGUGCUGAAGGACAUGGCGGAACACCUCGCUACAGCCCAUGAACAGGUAGGGCGUGGGGGAUGAAGGCCCAUAGAAUAAUAGAACUGAAGAGUUGGAAGGGAUCCCCAGGGGUUUAUCUAGUCAAACCGCCUGCGAUGCAGGAAUCACAACGGUCCAGGCGGCGGGUGCUCAAGUUGUAGGACAGAGGAGCCUGCGAGGUGGGCUGGGGAUCAGGGUUCGCAUCAGAGGAAUCAUGGUGGACAAACACUAUCUUCCCCAGCCCUGGGUGCUUUUGUAAGGCCCUAUGACCUGGCAAAGACAGAGAGUGAAAGCCAAGGGGCCUGGCCAGAUUAUGCCCCCCAGGCUUUUGCCUCAGUACCUGGAAGGGAGCUGACUUGUGGGGAAGAAAAAUCAAGCCUUUGCGUUGUGGUUAGGGUAGAAGUCUAUUCAAGACUGUUUAUUAAGGACAAGCAAUUGCGUCCCCACCAGCCAGAACUAAUUCUGAGGUGUUCUGUCUAUGAUACGGGAUUCGUAAAGUUGUCAUAACCUGGUUAAGGAGACAUAGCAAGAAAAACAGCAUUUCUGGUCAAAACCCACCCACCUGACAUGUCCUGGGGUUUUGGGUGUAAAAAUGGUAUUGGGGGGAAUUUUGUCAGAGAAAACCCGGAUGUAUGGCAACGCGAUGGAAAAGGCAGUGGAACCAGCUCAAAAAGCUUAAAAUUACUUCAUGAAAUAUGGCAACCCUAUCCUCUCUCCUUUUCCCACUGUGAGGGAGAUAUGGCCUUAAGACAGGCUCAGGCAGAAGUCCUUGCAGAAUCUGGACCCAAACAUUCUGCUUCCAUAUUUGCCUUUCUCUGCCAUCGCCCUCUUGCCCUUGACAUCUUUAGAGCCUUGUAGAUGCCCCUCAGAGCAGCCCCUCAUGCCUUGGGUUAGAACAAGGGGCUCUCAAAGCCGGUCUCUGGGGGUGGGGUGGGGGAGGCCCUUGUGGGUCUGUGGUAGAGCAUCUUUCUGCAAGCAGAAAGGCCCUCCGCUGCUGCUGUAUCAUCACCAAGUGGGAUAGCCAGUGCCCCAGAAGAGGGGCUGAUCAGGCACCUUCCUCUGUUCCUUGGGGUGGAGUGGGGCGUGGUUUCCCUCCUGCUACCUUGGGGCCUUCUUGUGGCACUGCCAAUGCCCUUCCUCACCUCCUCCUCCUCCUCCUCUUCCCACUUCCAGGUCAGAUGCAAGCGCUGCCACCAGGCAAUGCAGCAAUUCUUACUGGAGCACCAUGAGGUAAGGAGGGGGCCAACUGGCCUUCCCAGGAGGAUGCGGGGGCAUUUGCUGAGAGCAGGGGUCAGCAACGUUUUUCAGCCCUGGGCCGGUCCACCGUCCCUCAGACCUUGUGGGGGGCCGGACUAUAUUUUAGGGGGAAAAUAUGAACGAAUUCCUAGGCCCCACAAAUAACCCAGAGAUGCAUUUUUAAUAAAAGCACACAUUCUGCUCAUGUAAAAACACACUGAUUCUGGUCCAUGGGCCAGAUUAAGAAGGCGAAUGGGCUGGAUCCAGCCCCUGGGACUUAGGUUGAGUCAGGAGCCUGCUUCCAUUCUGACCCUGGGAUAACAGCAGCCCUCGGGCUCAGUUUGGUUAGAGGGGCCUGAACAGCAACACCCCCUCCCAUCCUUGCCCACCCCAGAUCCCUGGAUGUGCUUCUUUUCACCCUGACAGAGACAAAGAGUUUGGGGCUGGGGUGGUCUCUGGGGGUGCCUGACAGGGAGCAACCAACACUGGCUCCCUGAAGAGCUGACGUGGUGGAAGAUGUGCUCCCAAGGUUGUGUCUCCUCAUUCAGACAGUGUGGUGUAGUGGUUAGAGUGUCGGGCUAGGACUUGGGAGAGACCAGGGUUCAAAACUGCACCCCCCCCAAACUUGGCCAUGAAGGCUCACUGGGUGUGUGGCCUUGAGGAAUCAGUCACUCCCUCACAGGGUUGCUGUGGGGGUUAAAUGAGGACCAGCACCUUGGAGGGUACCAAUCCUCACUCCGCCAUGUGAAGCUCUGUGGGCCGGUCACUCCCUCUCAGCCUAGCCUACCUCACAGGGUGGUUGUGGGGAUUAAAUGAGCGGGGGGGGGGAGAGAACCACGUGACCACCUAGAGCAUCACCCCCCAGCCCCCUUUCUCCAAGACGAACCCCGGUCUCUCCUCCCCCUGCAGGCUGAAGACUGCCCCGAGCGCCUGGCCCAGUGCCACUUCUGCGAGCUGGAGGUGCCCUUCCGCCAGCUGCAGAGCCACCUCAAGGCCUGCGGCAGCCGGACCACCCCGUGCUGGGAUUGUGGAAAGUACAUCAUGUACAAAGCCCUGGAAGACCACAGUCGCACCUGCCAGGAAAACAAGGUGCUCACUGGCCCUGGUGAGUUUGCCCAAGUCCUUUUUUUUUACGUGGUGAAAAUCUGUGGACUCGGUACAGAGAAAAGAAAGCAGUGUGUCGUUCAACUGUGGAACUCCCUGCCCCAGGAGGCAGUGACGGCCACCAACAUGGGAGGCUUUAAAAGAGGACUAGACAAGUUCUCAGAGGAGGAGAGGGCUCUCAAGGGCUUACUAGCCACAAGGGCAACACUCUGCUUCCACAGUUUGAGGCAGCAAUGGAUACCAGUCGCUGGAAAACCACAGAAGGGCAGAGGGUCACUGCUGAGCUCAGUUUCCCAUAAUGGGCAUUGGUUGGCCAGUGAGAGAACAGGAUGCUGCUCUCGGUGGGCCAUGGGCCUGAUCCCACAGGGCUCUUCUGCAGCACAGUGGUUUCCCCCCACGGACCCCAGUGUUGAAGUUACCCCGUCUCACAGAGACGGAGGGCGAUGAGUUUUUACUUCAAAGGUAGCGUUUAGAUGAGCAAACAGGCCACCAGUCUAAUACAAGGCCUCAAUACAAAGUCUCUCACAAGAGGGUGCAGUCCUUUAAGUGCAAGAAAAACAGUUUGGUUGUUACUGGAGUCCAAAGCUGUCCUUUUAUUCUCCUGGAUGUCUCCUGGCAGGAAAUGCUCCAGCCUCUUCCAUUCCCCCAGCUGGCUUCCCCAGCAGUUAAUCCUCCUGCUAGGUGUCCUUGAUAAAAGGCUUCAGUUCACACUUAUCUGCUCUGCCUCCCACACACUUCACUUUCUCCUCUCCGACCCGACUCUACACCUCUGUAGUCAUGCAUGCAGUUAAUGAGAGUCACAAGACACAAGGCAGCGACUCGGGAGCUGGACCUUAAUUACAUUCACUGUAAUGUGGUUUAUUCUUUGUAAAAUGCACAAUUGCAAUACUUCUUUGGUGUCUAUGACAGGCUCUUGCCCUGCCUAUACUUUUCCUUGACCCCUCCAAUCUUGCAUGGUGUCGAUGUCUCCGAAGCCAUCACCCAUUCUGGGGGCUCUGAACAUGCCCCACAUUAACCCCUAGGGAAGGCCAACACACUGCCCUCCAGAUAAAGAUGCGAGAAGAGCCUAGGCUGGAUCAGGCCCAUAGCCCAUCCAGUCCAGCAUCCUCUUCUCACAGGGGCCAAGCAGAUGCCCACUGGGGGGCACCCGCAAGCAGGAUCCAAGCACAAGAGCCCUUUCUCCUCCUGUGGCUUCCAGCAAUUGAUAUCAUUCAGAUGCAUCACUGCCUCUGACCAGGGAGGCAGAGCAUAGCCACCAUGGCUAGUAGCCGUCCAUAGGCUUCUCCUCCAUGCAUUUGUUUAAUUUUGUUUCAAAGCCAACCAGGUUGGUGGCCAUCACUGCCUGCUCCCUCAUCUCCUUUGUCCCAGCAAAGGGUGGUAUAGCUGCUGACCCUGGGGAGAACUGAGACUGUGCCUGCAUGCAGCCAACCUCUCCUCUGUCCUUUUCAUGCCUCUCUUGGUUCUGUGAGACCAGGGGAGCUUUGUCGCAGCAGGAGGGAGAGACACCUGUGACUCUUCACCAGCUGGACUCCUCUCUGCCUCUUGGCCUCCCUCCUCUUCUGCUUCAGCUUCUGCCUCUGAUUCUGGACUUCUCUCUGCUCACUAAGUCCUGUUACCUCUUCAGCUUCCGACACCUCCUCUUCCCAAUUGUUUCUCUCUGGUCCCACCAUCCCUCCGUGGGCUCUGAGCCUUCUUCCCUUGGGGGUUCCCCAGCUGGUUCCUCCUGUGCUGGGCCCGGGGGUAACCCAUGAAAGUCCAGGACGGGUCUAGAAUCCGAAGGUUCCACUAGGAUUCAGUCUGACAGGGCCAAGGCAGCACACGAGGCAGAAAAACAGGCAAGGACAAGUACAGGAUCUCAGGCAGGAUCUGGCAUACCUGGAGCAGGGUUUGACAGCCUUUUAUCUUUGUUAGGGUAGCGGCCGGUCCUGAUCCCCCGGCAACUCACCUCCCUGUUUUGCCCAAAGGCGGGCACUCCUCCUGCAAGUACUCAGGUCUCUCCUUCUCUCAGACCUGAGUCUCUGCAGCUCGGGAGGCGUCGGUGGGUUACUAGGCCCAGAGGCCGCCUCAGCCUCACCUGACCAAACUGGUAGUGGAGCAGCUGUAAGCGAUGGCCCAGCUGAAGGCAACGAGGUAAUCCACACAUCUGGAGCCAGGGCAGGCUCAGGCCCCAGACUCGGCCCAGCUGGUGUUUGUUGCAGGGGAACCUGUGCAGACUGGGACUCUUCAGGAUCAGGCCCCAGACGUGGUUCAGGUGAUGCCUGAGGCAAAGGAUCCAGUGCAGACUGAGUCUCCUCUGGUUCCGAGUCUGAGUCGCAGGCCAUCACACUUCCCACCAUUCCUCUACACCCAACCAAUCUAGGACACUGACUUGGUCCGCUUGCUGCCAGUAACCCUUUCUCUCCCUGCUACAGGGCCCAAGGCCAAUCUGUGCCAGCAGUGCAACAGCUGGUUCCCCGACGAGAAGUACCUCCAGCACCUGGUAAGCUUCCUGGCUCCAUCUCACCACCAUGGGGGCUUUGACUGGGGCCCAUGAGAGGAGGCAGAGGAGGCUCUCCAGGACAGGUGGCCGAGUGAAGGGACUGCAACAGGGUGGCAAUUUGUGACACCUGCCAAGUCACUGGAAUCUCACCAGCCAAACCCUUGGACCCUGGGAUGGGGAGGUCAGUGGGACACAUUCCCUCUCAGGCAGCUUUCCUGGGGGGCUGUGUGCCAGUGGUGGGUGGGGCCAGAGGCAAAAGUGGGCAUGGCCAAAUGCAAAAGUGGGUGGAGCAGUGGAUAGGAAGCUUUGUCUAGUAGUAUGUAAUGGGGGGGGGGAGUCAGUGGCUUGUACACCACACAAAUGAGCCACAACACACGCACCAACAUCACGGUGCAAGGGCCCAUUCCAGCCACCCCAAGGCUUUGAGGGCACAGAAGACGGCUGUGGUCUGCAGAGACUCCCAGGGGCCGGUUAAAGGGCUCAGGAGGGCCACAUUCAGCCUGAUAUUCCCCAGCCCAUUUUGCCUACUGGGUUGUGACCCCCUCCCCAUGAUUAAAGAUCCCCCUCCCUGCUAGGGUAAAGUUGGGGGGGGGUUGGCUCCUUCCCACCUGAAAGUCACCCAGCUUGGGGUGUGGGGAGGCUGUCUGCACAGCAAAGACCCACCCCAAGCCUUUUGCCCCCAUGUGUGGGACUCCAGCCAGCUUCCUUUGGGGAAGGGGUGUGUCCGGCUGAGUCAGCCCCUCCCUGGCCCUGACUCUGCCCAGCUCCACCCACCCUUUUUCUCCUCCGCAGAACGAGUGCAGCCCCCUCUCUCAGCUCCUGGGGGCCCUCAGCACCCGAUCAUCCACAGAGCCCACCUCCCCUCUGUCCGCCUCGAGCCCCCUGACCCCAGCCACUCCGCCCCCCACCCCGAGCCCGGCGGCCGAGAAGGAUGUCCGGCCCAAGAUAAAGGAGAAGGAGCUGUCUUCCCUGGGGAGACCCUCGAUGAAGCCCUCUCGGCCCAAGAAGUCCUCCAGCCGGCCGGCCUUCACCUCCACCCUGCCCCAGGCCCUGGGGGACGAGGAAGAGGCCGCCACAGCCUAUGACCAACUGGCCACCUGCUCCCAGUGCAACAUCCUCCUGCCCAGGCCCACCCUGCAGAAGCACGAGGUGAGGAGGGGGAAGGGAAGAGGAAGGCUUUGGCUGGGUGGAAAUGGGGGGCAUUUGCAGAUUGCAAGUGGAGGGGUAGCUCUCCACCUGAAUCCCACCCCCAGGUUCUCAAGAGGGGCACCGCCAGAGAAAGAGACCUUCCUCCAGGAGGUCUCCCCUUUUGUUGCUCCUUCUUGGGCUUGCAAAAGGCCACCGGCCCUCCCCACCUGAAAGACUCAUAGAAUUGGAAGGGACCAGGAGGGCCAUCUAGUCCAACCCUCUGCAGUGCCCAGCGUGGCGCUCAAACUCUCGACCCUGAAUGGGAGUUGGAGUCCAGCAGCGUCCACAGGGGGCCCCAAAAGGCUCGCCACCCCUGGCCUGAAAGUUUCGACUUUUGUGGGGAGGGGCUGUGCUUCCUUGCCCCCAGGUUGAACAGUGGCGCCACCUGCUGGCUCUUCCUUGACAGCAGGGGGGGAGAGUUCCUACAGAAGUUUGGCCAGUCUGGGUCAUGUAUCUGCCUGUAUAAACCUCCUGUUAAGGGGAAUAGGGGGUCUAAGCCUGCAGGGGGAGAGACCUUCACCACCACCUCCUCUCCUUCUUCCAGAAAAAGUGUCGACGGGGAGCUUCUUUGCAGGCCCUGCGACGGAGCCCCCGGAUCCUGAGGAAAGGAGGUAUGUAUUUAUUUUAUUCAUUGAUUGCAUUCUGUUGAUAUCUGUCGCUCAAGGUGACGUACGUACAUGGAUCUCCCCCUCAUUUAAUGCCCACAACAGCCCUGCGAGGUAGGCUAGGCUGAGAGGCAGGGACUGGUCCAAGGUCAACCAGUGAGCUUCAUGGUCAAGUGGGGUGAGGAUUUGAACGCUGUUCUCUUCCAGUCCUCGCCUGAUGCUCUUGCUACUCUGCCAUGCCUUAUUUCAGGCAGAAUCUACCCUGACCCCUCUCCCCCGGUCCAGGGAGGAUACAUGAGCAGGGGCAGAGCCUCUGGUCUCCUCCUGCUGUCGCUGCACCCCUGAGGGAAGGAGGGGACUGAAGGAGUAGAAUAGGAAUAGAAUCAUAGAAGAGACUGCCAAAGGUCAUCUAGCCCAUGAGUAGGCAAACUAAGGCCGGGGGGCCGGAUCUGGCCCAAUUGCCUUCUAAAUCCAGCCCACGGACAGUCCAGGAAUCAGUGUGUUUUUACAUGAGCAGAAUGUGUGCUUUUAUUUAAAAUGCAUCUCUGGGUUAUUUGUGGGGCAUAGGAAUUCAUUCUCCCCCCCCCAAAAGAAAAUAGUCUGGCCCCCCACAAGGUCUGAGGGAGUGUGGACCACCCCCUGCUGAAAAGGUUUGCUGACCCCUGAUCUAGCCCAACCCUUCUGCAAUGCAGAAAUCCCUGACAGAUGGCCAUCCGACCUCUGUUGAGAAACCUCCAAUGUCCGCCACCUUCCACCAGUGAGCGGCCUUCACCCUCAGAAAGCUCCUCUGUCCUUUGCUGGGUUUGGGGUUUUUUACACCUAGAGUGUCAUCUCCAACCCCUGUUGGUGGACCUUGAAAGCUUGCAGUGUCUCUUGGAGGGCGAUUGAUCGAUCCAUUUCUCCCUCCAAGCGGGAGAUCCAGUGCAUGCUGUGCCCACCCCCACCCUCAGGAUGCCCUCCCAGGGACCACAGGGGAUUGCAGACCCCAUUUUGUGUAUCUGCUGCCCUUUUCAACCCCCCUCCCCACCCGGCAGGCCCACAAGGCAGCUUCCAGGAACAAGGGGUGGUCCAAUCUAGGGAGCCACUUUGGGAAGAGGCAACCUCAGCAAACGCCCUUCGCUGCUGCGGCAGACAGGAAACAGCCAACACGCUUUUGGGGUGUUGUACAACUGUGUGUGUCCUGCUUUGCCUUCUAGCCUGGCUAUGUAUGGCAUAGGACAUACACACACACACUGCCCCAUAGCCAUUGCUGAAGGCCCCCAGACUCCCCUGAAGAAACAAAUCCUGCUGUGGAACUGAGCCUCCUUUGCUCAUCUUGUCUUGCAGAGGAGUCGAAGUAGAGAGACAUCCCUCUUGCAGGAAGAUCCCUGGGCAGCGGCAAUCACAUCUCCCACCACUGGGCGUUGGGCCAGCCCAGAUUUUUUUGCCUCCCUGCAGGAUCAGGUUCAAAGUAAAGCGCUUUGCAACACACAAGCCCCACUCUGCCUUAUUGAGAAUAAAAGAGCUACGAUUCGCACCCGUGACUGAGUGCAAAGAGCCACUUUGGGAUUGACUCUGGCGGAAAAAGAAUCACAGAGACUUGCGGGGGUAGGGGGCAGACAAGGGUGUUGUUGAGGUGACUCACCUUGAAGCCCCCACAGUGAAUGGGACCCACAUCCUGCAGCUUCCAUAGCCAGCCCAAAAGCAAGGAAUGUGCCACCCCUCAGCUGGCCAAGCCCCUUGACCAGUCUUGUUUGUGGGAUCAGUCUGUAGGGCUAGGCGAUGCCUCUCUGCCUAAGGUGGGGAGGAAGAAGCAGCCAAAAUACAUUUUGGGCAUGGUGAUAUGUUAGCAUAUCCCAAUAUUUAGCUGCUGAUACAUCACGAUUUUGAAAACCAAAUAUCGGCCAGUCCUACUGACCAUACCCUGCCCCAGAACAAGGGUCUGUUUCUAUGUGUUACAGUGGGGAGAGGUGGCUUACAAGGAACCCUCGGCUUCUACUUUAUUGUCCCAUAUAAAGUUUAAAGCGAUUUGAGCCCCUUUGUGUCCAUUCGGGGUUGUGUAGGGGGGGGGGUCUGUGGAGCGCAGAGACUGCACCAGCGCUGCUGCGAGGUCAGAAGUUGUUGAUGGCAAUGGACUCCCUCAUCUGCAUGCAGAGGACCUCAUCGAUGUAGAUGGUGUUUGCUUUGACUUGGAUCUCCUCCUCCAGAGACAGCUGGCGGCGGUUCAGGCCUUUCAGCUCGGCGUCGGCCUGGGCCAGGGUCUCCUUCAGCCUGUAAGGGAGGAGCAGAGGGAAAGAGGGUCACGGGCCUCUGAGGGGGACUAAAUAGGGCAAGCAGACCCUCCUUGCUCCUGGCUCCACCAGAACUCUCCAUCUGAGAUGGUCUUUGACCGUAAUAAAUUAUCUCUCUAUCCAUCUUGACACCUGCGGGUGAAUACAUUUGCCCACAGACUGAUGGGAGCAUUACGCCCAACAUUCCACUUGAGAAUUAUGGGAAACAACCAAAUUCGCAUGAGAAGAACCUGCUGGUUCCAGCCAAAGGCCCGUGUAGCCCAACAUCCUGUUCUCACAGUAGCUAAAUAUCUCUAACAGCCUAGGAAUUGAGAUAGACUGCCCCUACACCUGGAGGUUCCAUAAAAAAUUAAGGACCUGCUGGAUCAGACGUCUCAUCCAGCAUCCCUUGGUCAACCAGAUGCCCCAAAGGCAAGCCACAAGCAGGACCUGAGUGCAAGAGCCUUCUCUCCCUUCUUGUGGCUUCCAGCAACUGGUACCCAGAAGCAUUGUUGCCUGUGACUUUGCAGGAGGAGCACAGCCAUCGUGGCUAAUAGCCAUCAGUAGCCCUCUCGUCCCUCUGUUAAUUUGUCCAAUCCUCUUUCAAAGCCAUCUCGGCUUGUGGCCAUCACUCUUGCUCCUUUGGAAGGGAGUUCCAUAGUUUCAACUAUGAGCUGUCUGAGAAGGUCCUUUCUUUUAUCCGUGCUGGAUUUUCCAACUUCCAGCUACGUUGGAAGGCCACGAGAACAUGCAUGUGAAUUUGGUUGCUUUGCAUAACUUAGCUCCGUUUGCCAGGAAGGCAGGUAAGGAGGUGGUGCACUGCUACCUGGGCCCGCCCUCCCUCUCGCCCCACUAGAAUCAGGCCCUGCUCAGUCCCUUUGAGUUCCUAGGGAAAAUACAUUAAAACAUCAGUCAAAUGUAUAAGCCUGGGUACUUCAAGGCCCCCUGCUGAGGAACCACAAAGUGCACCCUUUGCAAGGCAGCACCCACCCACCCACUCCUGGCUGCUGCUUCGGAGCAAGGAGGGUGCUGCUACCUGCCAGGGAGAGCUCUGGGGUGGGCCUGGCCCUGCAGCUGUUUUACUUGCCUCUGGAUGUUGUGGUUGAUCUCGUGCACCUCCCGCAUCAGCCGGUAUUGCGCCUUGUCCCGGCAGAGCUCCACAUUGGGCCGGUGGGUCCUUGUCUCCAGGCGGGUCUGGGCCACCUUGGCCGGCCCCUCCUUGUCCAAGAUGGCUUUCUUCAGGGAGUCAAUGUUCUUCUCCUGAGCACUGACCUGCUCCAUCACCUUCAAUCAGAAGCAGGGCGGAGUCAGGAGCAGGGCAGGAAGAUCUCGGAGGACCAACUCGCCACUUCCCCUCUCUGCUGCCCCAGCUAAGUCAGAGCAUAGAAUCCUAGAAUUGUAGAGUUGGAAGGGUUCCCCAAGGGAUAUCUAGUCCUGAUUCCUGACAGACAGCCAUCCAACCUCUGCGGGAAAACUGCCAAGGAAGGAGAGCCCACCACCUUCCAAGAUGCUCCUCAGAGCUGCUACAGGAAUUCUUUGCCAUCCCUAAAAGGUAAAAGUAAAGGGACCCCUGACCAUUAGGUCUAGUCGUGGCCGACUCUGGGGUUGCGGCGCUCAUCUCGCUUUAUUGGCCGAGGGAGCCGGCGUACAGCUUCCGAGUCAUGUGGCCAGCAUGACUAAGCCACUUCUGAAGAACCAGAGCAACGCACAGUACCUAUUUAUCUACUUGCACUUUGACGUACUUUCAAACUGCUGGGUUGGCAGGAGCAGGGACCGAGCAACAGGAGCUUACCCCAUCACGGGGAUUCGAACCGCCAACCUUCUGAUUGGCAAGUCCUAAGCUCUGUGGUUUAACCCACAGCGCCACCUGCGUCCCUUUGCCAUCCCUACAUGGGGAUUAUCUUUGUGGAUUGAUCCUUGAAAGGAGGUGCCGUGCCUCUCAACCAAGCCCAUUGCUAAAACCUGAGCACUGCAGUUUAAAAGAGUGGAAAGCUGGCUUGGGGGAGUUCAGAGCCCUGAUAGGCAUCAGACAUGCUGCCUUCCCCAGGAUUGACAUAGGUAGUUUAUGUAAUUUUAUUCGUUUAUUGCAAUUGCACGCUACCUUUUUCUCCAAGGGUGGUAUACAUUGUUCUCCACUUCCCCGUUAAAUGCCCACAACACCCCUGUGGGGCAGGUAAGGCUGAGAAGCAGUGAGUGGCUCAGAGUCACCCAGUGAGCUUCAUGGCUGAGCGGGGAAUCAUUGCUUGAUCUCCCCUAGUGUGACACUGUACCCCGAUGCCACACAAAAGCCCUAAACAUGGUGAUGGGGUGGAAAAGAGAAACCGGCGGUUUGCCCCCUUCGUUCCAUCAACUCCUCCCUACCCUAUGAAAAGCAUUACAGUCAUACCUCAUGUUACAUCCGCUUCAUGUUACGUUCUUUCAGGUUACGUCCUGCGGCGACCCAGAAGUACUGGAAAGGGUUACUUCUGGGUUUUGCCACUUGCGCAUGCGCAGAAGUGCAAAUGACGUCACACGCAUGCGCAGAAGUGGCGAAUUGCAACCUGCAUGUGCGCAGACGCGCAGCUGCGGGUUGCGCUCUUUUCAUGUUGCGAAUGGGCCUCUGGAACGUAUCCCAUUCGCAACCAGAGGUACCACUGUAUUCAGAACAGUGGUUUACACAACCCACUAUGGAAGACAAUAACACAGUAAAAGAAGAAAAACUGUAGCAAUUGCACAUAUUAAAACGAUAUCAUUUAAUGAAAACAGAUGCACUCAAUCCAGUAAUGUGAUGCCACCUCUUCAGAGCCUGAUACUGACAGCUCCACUGCCCCCCUAGGGAAUUCCACUGCCCCCCCAGGGGUGCUCCUACUCACUUAGGGAACCACCAGGCUAAGUGGUGACCAGAUGGAGCUUUCGCUGCUGCCGGUCCAGUGCUUACCUUGUCCAGGUGGUCCUCCAGUUUGGCCUUAGCGCUCUUGGUCUCCUUCAGCCGGUUCCGGAAGGCGACGUUGACGGUGUUGAUCUGCUUGCGCAAGUCACUGGCCGCCUGGGAGAGGAUGCUGUCGAUCAGGGCCCUCAGCGCUAGGGAAUUGUUGCGUUGUUGGUCGGCCUUUUCCACAUUCAUGUUCGAGAAAUCCUCCCAUUCUUCGGGGCUCACCGAACUGCCGGGGGAAUGAGAGAGGGGGAGGGAAGUGGGGGGGUCACUACUAGCUGGCCUGCCCUAAAUCUUCAGGCUCAGGAAGGGGAGAGAGGUUCGGGGGUGGUGGUGGUCCCAGUGAUGCUAAAUGUUAUGAGAAUUAUAAGGUCUAAGAUAUAAAAUAAAUGUUCAUAAAUGUACCAGGCAAAAACAUACAUAAAUAUAUAAACCACAUGUCUGAAACAGUACAGGAAAACAGUCCUGAAACCAUUUUGACUCUCCCAAAUUGACCUCAAAUGUUUCUCUGCAAAAAGGAAUGAAAUGGGAAAAGCCUCCCCAUUGUCUCUGUGCUCACAAAUCCUGCCUUAAGGGCACAUUUGUGUAUGAAUAGGGUGAGCCUGUGACCUUGAUUCAGGAACUGAGCAUUUACCAUCACAAAAGAAUGGCCAGGAUGCCCAGGUAAAAGCAAUCAGUGACCAUUAUCAGGUAUCCUGGCAGACAGGUUUUCUGCUGUAGAUGUAUAUAUGAUGUUUUAGGGGGGUGGUACUGAGCUACAGGGGAGGCAAUUUCUAUAUAAGAGCUUGCACACCAAUGUUCUGGGUUCCUCCUCCCUCCUUCGUGGGGGUGGGGUGAGCACCCUGUUGCAACAGUUUAAUAAAGAUCAUGCUUACUAGCUGCUUUGCUUCUC